Molecule: messenger RNA, 585 nt
Organism: Capronia epimyces CBS 606.96
Lineage: Eukaryota; Fungi; Ascomycota; Eurotiomycetes; Chaetothyriales; Herpotrichiellaceae
Exons: 1
Coding region: 1-585 (194 amino acids)
Source: RefSeq, a predicted model, not a curated record
AUGCUCCUUGGAAAACGACCCGACUUUCACGCCUACACGGCAGGCUACCUGACGAAACAUAUUACACGGUUCGACCACCUCGCGGCGCAGAGGGCCAACCGGGACAAGUACCCGGUGCCUCUGGCUACAAUCGUCAAUUCCUUCCAAUCGUGGGAGAGCACAGAUGCUAGAGACAUGGUCUUCGCAUUCCUCGACUUGAUCGCCGAGUCCCGAGCGGACCACCUGAGACGUAUUCAAGCAGACUACUCACCCAGUGUGUCCGUGACCGAGGUGUACUUCCGUGCCUGCCAUGCCUACCUCCUCGACCCACGAGCACGUCCUCACCGCGUCCUUGACCCGCUUCGGCAGAUGCUCAGACUUCAAUCAGAGGACAUCUUGUCAGAAAUCAUCAACCUGGUCGAUCUGACCGAUCUGUGGUGCGAGGUCGAGUGGAUCACGGGUAAGUUGCCGGAGGUUGAUACGAAGCUUAAUGAGAGCAAACCGGGGGCCGCAUAUCUGGAGUGCCACCAAGUUGAUUUCGCCCGGUUGGUGAAGAAGCUCGAUGAACUCAAGCGUGAAGCGCCGAACCACUCGGAAAAUCCUUAA